AUGGUUUUUAACCGUAUCGACUUCACGGUGGCUACGGUUUUUGUACCGUAUCAGCCUCACAAUGGCUACGGUUGUGUACCGUAUCGGCUUCACAAUGGCUACGGUUUGCGUACCGUAUCAGCUUCACGAUGGCUACGGUUUAUGCACCGUAUCGACUUCAUGAUGGUUUUGGUUUUUGACUGCAUCAAUAUUCACAAAUCACUGCAAUCGCUUCAUCGAAAUCAUUUAUUUUUUAGCUAA
Molecule: messenger RNA, 240 nt
Organism: Loa loa (African eye worm)
Lineage: Eukaryota; Metazoa; Nematoda; Chromadorea; Rhabditida; Onchocercidae
Exons: 1
Coding region: 1-240 (79 amino acids)
Source: RefSeq, a predicted model, not a curated record